UACUGCAGCUGCUGCAGCCGCCGGCGCCGCUGGUCGCACCACCGCCGCCGCUGCCCGCGCCGGGUGAGUAUUCUCCCAUGGGUCAGCCAUGACCAUGACAGAAGCAGGUGCCGAGCCCUCUAACGCCGAUGGCGUCUGCUCGCUGUUGCAGGCGCUCGCAUCGCCGGAGCUGCCGCCCGCCAGCCCGCACCGCGCCGCUGCCGCCCCGACCUCCUCCGAAUCUCGAUCAGUGAUCGUGUUCUGCUUUCUGUUUCAGGCUAGAUAUAAGUUAGGUUUUCGGUUCACGUUUAGCGCACCCCGGCGCUGACGCACGCCGUCGGCGGAGUCGCAGCCGGCCUCAGCACAAUGUACCGCACCCGCACCACCCGCCGGCGACUUCAUUACCGCGCCCAUCUACGACUUGCAGCAAGUGGGCGACGUAUACACAGGGCCGGGCGCCAAAUGCUCAACGCUGCCGGCCAUCCUGGGCGGCACAAUGCCCCGACUGUCAACAGAACAAGCGGACGCCGUCACGCGCGCCAAGAAGUACGCCAUGGAACAGAGCAUCAAGAUGGUUCUCAUGAAGCAGACGUUGGCACACCAGCAACAGCAGAUGGCUACUCAACGCACUCAGGUGCAGCGCCAGCAGGCGCUUGCGCUCAUGUGCAGGGUGUAUGUGGGCUCGAUAUCAUUCGAGCUGAAAGAAGACACGAUCAGGCAGGCAUUUCUGCCAUUUGGGCCCAUCAAGUCCAUUAACAUGUCGUGGGACCCGGUGACGCAAAAGCAUAAAGGCUUCGCGUUCGUCGAGUACGAGAUCCCCGAGGCAGCACAACUUUCGCUCGAGCAGAUGAAUGGCGUCAUGCUUGGCGGCAGGAACAUUAAAGUGGUGGGAAGGCCUUCAAAUAUGCCCCAAGCGCAAGCCGUUAUCGACGAGAUCCAAGAAGAAGCCAAACAGUAUAAUCGCAUCUACGUCGCUUCCAUCCACCCUGAGCUCACCGAAGACGACAUUAAGAACGUGUUCGAGGCGUUUGGGCCGAUCACUUACUGCAAGUUGGCGUACGGUUCGUCUGCGCACAAGCACAAAGGCUACGGCUUCAUUGAGUACGCCACUCUGCCCGCCGCACUGGAAGCCAUCGCAUCCAUGAAUCUGUUCGACCUGGGCGGGCAGUAUCUACGCGUGGGCCGCGCCAUUACGCCUCCCAACGCACUAGCCGGCCCGCCGGCCCCGCAGGCCAUGCCCACAGCCGCCGCAGUGGCUGCCGCUGCCGCCACCGCCAAGAUACAGGCCAUGGACGCGGUGGCACAAAACGCGGUGACGCUGGGCUUGACCAAGCUGAAUGCGCUAGGCGUGCCGCCGGCUGCGGCACUGCCUACACUGGCGGCCGCGCUGCCUUCGGCUAUCCCCGCGGCGUUGCCUGUGACACUUCCAGUGACGUUGCCCGCGGCUCUACCUGCGCUUCCCGCAGUGUUACCCGGCGUGGCCACUAUUCCGGUGGCGCUGCCCACCGCCCUAGGCGCCAACAUCCCUCCGCCGGGCGUGGUCAUCCCUCCGCCGCCAAUGACCGCGCGGCUGCACCACCACAAAAACGAGGCGCCUCCGCCGCCGCCCGCGCCCCUGCCGCCUCUGCCCCCGGGCGGGGCCAGCGCGGGCGAGGGUCAGCAGGCGGCGCUGCAACGCAAGCUGCUGGAGUCGUCGCCCGACACACUGCAGCAGCAGGAGUCCAUAUCCAUCUCGGGCCAGUCGGCGCGGCACCUGGUGAUGCAGCGCCUCAUGCGGCGGCGCGAGUCGCGCACGCUGCUGCUGGCCAACAUGGUCUCGGCCGACGAAGUGGACGACGCUCUGCACCACGAGAUCCAGGAGGAGUGCAGCAAGUGGGGCGUCGUCGAGCGGCUCGUCAUAUACAACGAACGUCAGACCGAAGACGAUGACCCGGCGCACGCGCAAGUCAAGAUCUUUGUGCAAUUCGCGGAGCCCGCCGAGGCGCGUGCAGCGGCAGGCGCUCUCAACGGACGCUACUUCGGCGGCCGCACAGUGCGCGCGCAGCUCUACGACCAAGAUCUCUUCGACCACGAGGACCUCUCCGGCUAGCGCCGCUCUCAGCCACGCCUUCACAGCGCCCACACUCGUUCGUCGCUCAUAUAGCGCAUGUUGCCUGAUAUGAUCCGCGGGAGUACACUCAAGCUGAGACGAAUCAAAUACCUGCGGUACUAGGCUGCGCUGACUUUAUCCAUUGUGAUACAUAAAAUAAUAUCUUAAAUCGAUAGCGGCGCAUAAGCUCGUAUGUAUUGUAACAUAUAUUUUUAUUUACCACGGUGAGCCGCUGGUCUUAGCGCGCCGAUGAUGACUAUUGUGACGAAUGUUUACGACGAAAUUAAUCAUUAGGGAUGUAACUAAAUAAGGACAUUUGUAAUUUAAGUUAGCUUAAUACUUAAUUUAAUUUGAAUGAAGCUGAAGAUGAAAUGAAGUAAAUUGUUAUGCGACUAAUUUUCGUUUCAUUACC
This is a messenger RNA of Hyposmocoma kahamanoa, 2480 nucleotides long. It is a transcript of the gene hfp, whose product is annotated as poly(U)-binding-splicing factor half pint. Gene Ontology annotation, molecular function: RNA binding. The record is from RefSeq and is a predicted model, not a curated record. Bases 476 to 2068 code for a protein of 530 amino acids. Gene Ontology annotation, cellular component: precatalytic spliceosome; catalytic step 2 spliceosome. Lineage: Eukaryota; Metazoa; Arthropoda; Insecta; Lepidoptera; Cosmopterigidae. Gene Ontology annotation, biological process: alternative mRNA splicing, via spliceosome; mRNA splice site recognition; regulation of alternative mRNA splicing, via spliceosome. The transcript is spliced from 9 exons.